Molecule: messenger RNA, 966 nt
Organism: Mesitornis unicolor (brown roatelo)
Lineage: Eukaryota; Metazoa; Chordata; Aves; Mesitornithiformes; Mesitornithidae
Product: beta-arrestin-1-like
Exons: 12
Biological process (GO): signal transduction; G protein-coupled receptor internalization; visual perception
Molecular function (GO): G protein-coupled receptor binding
Source: RefSeq, a predicted model, not a curated record
GGUGUUUAAGAAAGCCAGUCCCAAUGGGAAGCUCACCGUCUACCUGGGCAAGAGGGACUUCGUGGACCACAUCGACGUGGUGGACCCCGUGGGUAUGUGGGGCUGGGGGGAAGGGGGGGCUCUGAUCUGGGGAGGGGACACGUGUGUGGGGGGCAGGGGGCUGGUCUUCGUGACCUUGACCUGCGCCUUCCGCUACGGCCGCGAGGACCUGGAUGUGCUGGGGCUGACCUUCCGCAAGGACCUCUUCGUGGCCAAUGCCCAGGCCUUCCCCCCAGUCCCCGAGGAGAAAAAGCCCCUGACGCGGCUGCAGGAGCGGCUGAUCAAGAAACUGGGCGAGCAUGCCUACCCCUUCACCUUCGAGAUCCCCCCCAACCUGCCCUGCUCUGUCACGCUGCAGCCGGGACCAGAGGACACGGGGAAGGCCUGCGGUGUGGACUACGAGGUCAAAGCUUUCUGUGCCGAGAACCUGGAGGAGAAAAUCCACAAGAGGAACUCGGUGCGGUUGGUGAUCCGCAAGGUCCAGUACGCGCCCGAGCACCUCGAGGCGUCCCUGGACAAGGAGAUCUACUACCACGGAGAGCCCAUCAGCGUCAACGUCCACGUCACCAACAACACCAACAAGACGGUCAAGAAGAUCAAAAUCUCCGUGCGCCAGUACGCCGACAUCUGCCUCUUCAACACCGCCCAGUACAAGUGCCCGGUGGCCGUGGAGGAUGCCGACGACAUGGUGGCCCCAAGCUCGACGUUCUGCAAGGUCUACACCCUCACCCCCUUCCUCGCCAACAACCGGGAGAAGCGGGGUCUGGCGCUGGAUGGAAAACUCAAGCACGAGGACACCAACCUGGCCUCCAGCACCUUGUUGAGAGAUGGAGCCAACAAGGAGAUCCUGGGCAUCAUCGUGUCCUACAAGGUGAAGGUGAAGCUGGUGGUGUCACGAGGAGGCCUCCUGGGAGACCUCGCCUCCAG